AUGGUCGAUGAGAUCAUUGAUGCUAGAGGACUUUAUAUGUGUAACCUUUUGGUUGGAAUUCUUCACCAAGAAAUUGAUCUCACACCAUUUUUAAUUACCUUCACGGCACCUUAUAUGAUAAAAACUGGACAAGCUUUGAAAACAUUCUACCCAAACAUGAUCCAUGUAACCUGUGUAGCCUACGAGUUAAAUAGAGUAUUAGCAAAAGUCUGUGAAAAUUUUCUAGAAGUAAACAAGCUGCCAAAGUAUCAAAAUAUUGAGGACUUCUUCGAAUUUCAUCCUUGUCAACCAAAAUACAAUAUUCCCUUCAAUCCCCAAAAAGCUUAUUAUUCAGCAAAUAAUAAACGUAUAUGGUUAUCUUAUUCUACAGAAUUAAAAAAAAUAUUUUGCUCGAUUUGCAUUGUUUAUGGGAAAAAAGGAGAGCAAAAUACUUUUGUUGAAGGUUCUUCUGAUUGGCAACAUAUUUAUUUGAGAAUCGGAGAGCAUGAAAAUUCCGCUCACCAUAGAGAUUGUGUCAAUAGUCAUUUUAUGACAAAAGAAGGUAAAGAUAUUAAGAAAAUGAUUAUUUACGGUUGCACAGAUGUCAGAGGGCAACAAAUAGAAAGACGUAGAAAUAUUAUUGAAAGAAUUGUUGAUGUUGUAAAACUCAUUGGAAAAUGUGGUUUGGCAUAUAGAGGAAAAAGAAACGAGGCUGCAUACACAUUAAAUAAUCCAAACAUCGAUCAUGUUAAGAGAGAAAAGAUCAAAGACAAAGGCAGUAAACAAGGUGGUGGAUUAAUAACAUUUUUAUCCAAAAAUACUUUUAACAACAUCUUAGAAGUAUGUUCCGAUCUUAUAACUGAAACAAUUGUGUCAGAAAUAAAAAAAAUCAAGAAUGUAUUCUAUACAAAUAGACAUGACGCAGGAUGUCAGUUUAAAAAAUGUACAACAACAACUGGUCAAGCAUUUGCAGAUUUAGUGGUUCAAACAUUGCAAUCAAAAGGUAUUUCACUAAAUAAUUGUAUUGGGAAUUCAACCGAUGGGGCCAGUAAUAUGCAGGGACAAUACUUAGGAUUCGCUAAAAAGAUGGAAAAUUUAGCUCCUAAUCAAGUGCACGUAUGGUGUGUGGGACACAUUAUAAAUUUAGUAUUGCAAGAUGUCACUAGUAGCGAAAUUCAUGCUGCAAACUUAUUUGAACUACUCGAUAGCACAGCUAGUUUCAUUCGACGAUCACAUGUACGUAUGAAUCGUUGGAAUGAUAUAGUUACUAAAAUGAAACUCAAUUUAAUUGGAGAAACGAGAUGA
Sipha flava (yellow sugarcane aphid) is the source of this 1284-nucleotide messenger RNA. RefSeq lists its product as uncharacterized. Lineage: Eukaryota; Metazoa; Arthropoda; Insecta; Hemiptera; Aphididae. The record is from RefSeq and is a predicted model, not a curated record. Bases 1 to 1284 code for a protein of 427 amino acids. The transcript has 5 exons.